This is a messenger RNA of Drosophila rhopaloa, 1697 nucleotides long. RefSeq names its product protein twisted gastrulation (gene cv). The record is from RefSeq and is a predicted model, not a curated record. The transcript has 4 exons. The coding region runs from base 687 to 1460 and encodes 257 amino acids. Lineage: Eukaryota; Metazoa; Arthropoda; Insecta; Diptera; Drosophilidae. Gene Ontology annotation, biological process: regulation of BMP signaling pathway.
AGCUGAUCCGUGUUGUUGCUGUUGCUAGUUGAUCAUUCAGUUGGCGUACGCGUGCGCUCGCCUCCGAUCCGCCGAUCUGAUCCGAUCCUCCCGAUUCAGAUUCAGAUAUAAAUUCCGAUCGUACCGGAAUUGUCAAUAAAAAGGCAGCGGCAGCAUCAUCGAUUCCAAUUUCUAAGCUGGCCUGGGAGUGUAUGUGUGAGCCAGAAGCAGCCCGUUUUUAAGUGUGUGCGUCCGCUUAAUUCGCGUAGUCGCCUUGGUGUGUGUGUGUAUUUGUGUCUAGCCUGGCGCUAUUGUUGUUGUUUUGUUGGAAGAAAAAGACAGUUUAUGCCCUAGCAAUAACAAAAACAACGAGAGAGAGAGACAUUGUCGCCGCGCAGUCGCCUCCACUGCCGACGUCGCUGCCGCAGCGGAUCGUCGUCGAUCCGCUCGCUGCUAGUUGUUGCUGUUUAGUGUUCGUUGUGGUGUCGCUUGUUGUUGUUUUGAUCCGUUCCGAUUCCGACUGCUAUAUAAUCCGCAUACUACUUAUUAUAUAUAGUAUUAUAGUGCAAAAAGUCGAACAAAUGCCCAGCCUGCGUUUGCCUGUGUGCCUGUAAUUGUUGUUUGUUGUAGUUGUAAUUGCACCCGCGUACACAUAUACGGAUACGGAAAAGAGCGCAUUCCAAUCCCUACACACACACACAGGCACCAUGGAAAUUUGGCGCUCGCUGACAGUGGGCACCAUCGUGCUUUUGGGCCUCGUUUGCUUCUACGGCACUGUGGAGUCCUGCAACGAGGUCGUCUGCGCCUCAAUUGUCUCCAAGUGCAUGCUCACCCAGAGCUGCAAGUGCGAGCUGAAGAACUGCUCCUGCUGCAAGGAGUGCCUCAAAUGUCUGGGCAAGAACUACGAGGAGUGCUGCAGCUGUGUGGAACUCUGCCCGAAACCCAAUGACACGCGCAACUCGCUGUCCAAGAAGUCCCACGUGGAGGACUUCGAUGGUGUGCCGGAGCUAUUCAACGCAGUGGCCACUCCGGAUGAGGGCGACAGCUUCGGCUACAAUUGGAACGUGUUUACGUUUCAAGUGGAUUUCGACAAGUACUUGAAGGGUCCCAAGCUGGAAAAGGACGGUCAUUACUUCUUGAGAACCAACGAUAAAAACCUGGACGAGGCGAUUCAGGAGCGAGAUAAUAUAGUGACCGUGAACUGCACGGUUAUAUAUCUGGAUCAGUGCGUGUCGUGGAACAAGUGCCGCACCAGCUGCCAAACAACAGGCGCCAGCAGUACGAGAUGGUUCCACGACGGCUGCUGCGAGUGCGUGGGCUCCACGUGCAUCAACUACGGCGUUAACGAGAGCCGCUGUCGAAAGUGUCCGGAGUCGAAGGGCGAGAUCGGCGACGAGCUGGAUGACGCCAUGGAGGAGGAGAUGCAGGACUUUGGUGAGAGCAUGGGUCCCUUCGACGGACCCGUAAACAACAACUAUUGAGCGCGGUGCGAUCAAUUGCCAUUCAACGAACAGAACAGAGCAACAUCUAACAAAUUUAGCUACUCAAUUCAGUGACAUUAUUAUUAUGUAGUACGAAGUAAUAUUUGUAUAGCACUAUUAUUAUUAUUUUUUAUUUACAAAAAUCGAAUAGGCACUUUGAAUUGUUUUACUUAUUGAACCGGCCAAGAUAUAUAUAUAUAAAUAUAUAUAUAAAUAAAUAUUUUUUUUUAACUUUAA